ACAACCGACAACAAUAAAUCGCUGAUCAGAAGUUUCACGGCGCAUUCAUUCGCGACAUACUCGCAGGACUGGAGUACCUUCACUCGUCGAGUAUCGGUAUCACGGAGCUCUCUCAACGUGGUCUUGUCUAAUAGACAGAAACUGGAUGAUCAAACUUACAGAUUACGGGAUAUCGGAUGCUCUAGAACGCUGGGAGAAACAACAAGCGAUUUCUGUGACAGAACUCGAAAACAGCGAGGACAAAUCUCAAGCGAAGCAAGCAAUAAGCGUACUGUAUAUGAAGCACCUGAGCUGUUAAAGAAUCGAGAAAAGAACCGUCUACGGAGAAUGGAUCAAGAGUGGAUGAAACAAUCGCAGGUUUUGAACAUGGAUCUAACCAGUCUCAUAUUAGAUUGUUGGAACACAAGUCCCGAAAUGAGACCCAGUGUGCGAAGAAUCAAGCUGAACGUAGAGACAUACCUGAAAGUGCGCGGAAGUCUCGUUGAUCAGAUGAUGCGCAUGAUGGAACAGUACGCGAACAAUCUCGAGAAACUCGUGCAGGAGCGAACUGGAAUGUUAGAAGAAGCAAACAUCAGAGCCGAUAAGCUACUAUGUCAGCUACUACCGGCGUGUGUUGCUAGUGAGCUCAAGCUGGGAAAAUCUGUCCCACCAAAGUCGUAUUCAUCAGCAACUAUACUUUUCAGUGAUAUUGUCGGCUUUACCGAAUUAUGCAAAACUGCCUCUCCAUUAGAGGUUGUAAAUGUUCUCAAUGGCGUCUUUGAUGGUUUCGAUCAGUUUAUUGCAAGAAGGGACGCAUAUAAGUACCUCACAGACUUCUGCGUUCCACACAAACCUGAUCAAAGGGUAGUUUGUCGUCUUGGAUUCCACACAGGCCAGUCGCAGCAGGCUGGUUGUCGGCGCAAUGCUCUCGCUGUGAAUAUGUCGUCUCGCAUGGAGAGCAACAGUGGACCCGGAAAGACGCAAAUUAGUGAAGCCGCCAAUAAACUUCUACUGCAACAUUAUCCAGAAUAUCAAACUGAAGAAAGGGGACAAAUAGCAGUAAAGGGGAAAGGAAUGUGCACAACGUACUGGCUUCACGGAGUGGAGAGGUCGUCAUCGAAUGCCUAUCUAGCGCCUAGUGCGCAGGACUGCGGCAACCUCGGUGGAUAUGUCGGUACGGGUGGUUCUGUAAACAGCUUGGGCACGAAGCUUCGAAAUCCAUCAGGGAGCGUGAUGUCAAAGUGA
Messenger RNA from Ostertagia ostertagi, 1224 nucleotides. The record is from the annotation of a GenBank genome assembly. NCBI's taxonomy places the organism in Eukaryota, Metazoa, Nematoda, Chromadorea, Rhabditida, Trichostrongylidae.